Messenger RNA from Triticum turgidum subsp. durum (durum wheat), 1320 nucleotides. NCBI's taxonomy places the organism in Eukaryota, Viridiplantae, Streptophyta, Magnoliopsida, Poales, Poaceae. The record is from the annotation of a GenBank genome assembly.
AUGCCGCCCAAGGCAUCGAAGAAAGACGCCGAGCCGGCGGAGCGCCCCAUCCUCGGCCGCUUCUCCUCCCACCUCAAGAUCGGAAUCGUGGGGUUACCCAAUGUUGGCAAAUCAACUUUCUUCAACAUAGUAACAAAGUUGUCCAUCCCGGCUGAGAACUUCCCAUUCUGUACCAUUGAACCAAAUGAGGCACGGGUACAUGUUCCGGACGAACGAUUUGACUAUCUUUGCCAACUUUUCAAGCCAAAGAGUGAGGUGGCUGCAUAUCUGGAAAUCAACGACAUAGCCGGGCUUGUUAGAGGAGCAAGUGCAGGGGAGGGUCUGGGCAAUGCCUUCUUAUCCCAUAUACGUGCUGUUGAUGGAAUCUUUCAUGUCUUGAGAGCAUUUGAAGACACGGAAAUCACCCAUAUUGAUGAUACAGUUGAUCCUGUUCGUGAUUUGGAAACUAUUACUCAAGAACUGAGGCUCAAGGAUAUAGAGUUUGUGCAGGCUAAAAUUGAUGACCUUGAGAAGGCAAUGAAGAGGAGCAAUGACAAGCAACUUAAGAUAGACCAUGAAUUAUGUCAGAGGAUCAUGACACAUCUUCAAGACGGGAAAGACCUACGUUUAGGAGAAUGGAAAGCUGCUGAAAUUGAGAUCUUGAAUACCUUUCAGCUGCUUACUGCUAAGCCAGUUGUUUAUUUGGUGAACAUGAGUGAAAAGGACUACCUGAGAAAAAAGAACAAGUUUCUACCAAAGAUACAUGCUUGGUACUAUUUCUACCCCAAGUCUAAUGGCUAUAGCAGAAUUACAGAUAAACUCAUGCUAUACGGCAUGCAUUUCAAACUGCGAAUGCUAAUUUUCUGUGGAACUUCUGUUCAUGUACAGCCUAAUUGCUGUAGCAGGGUGAAAGAGCAUGGUGGUGAAACUAUUAUUCCUUUCAGCUGUGCCUUCGAACAGAAACUAGUGGAUAUGCCAGAAGAUGAAGCUGCUAAAUAUUGCACCGAAAACCAAACGACAAGUUUGAUCCCCAAAAUCAUCAAGACUGGUUUUGCAGCAAUUCAUCUCAUAUACUUCUUCACUGCUGGUCACGGCGAGGUGAAGUGCUGGCAGAUCAGACGUCAAAGUAAAGCUCCGCAAGCUGCUGGUGCAAUUCAUACUGAUUUUGAAAGAGGCUUCAUAUGUGCUGAGGUAAUGAAGUUUGAAGAUCUAAAAGAGCUGGGCAGUGAAUCUGCUGUGAAGGCUGCUGGGAAGUACAGGCAGGAAGGGAAGACGUACGUGGUGCAGGAUGGAGACAUCAUCUUCUUCAAGUUCAAUGUUUCUGGAGGCGGAAAGAAGUGA